ACUGAUAAAAAUGAUAAGACCGCGCCAUUCGUGGCCACUAGAGUAAAUUACGAGACCUUUGAGCUUAUCACGACAUCUGUGACCGAAGUGUAGUGUUCCUCCAUACUUUGAAUCAUACACACGUAACGUAGAAAAGUAAUAAAAACCUAUAAUGGGUGCGAGAAAUCUUAAAGUGUUACAAGUGAUUUCUGGGUGGCAAGCGGUAGAGUUGAUACUAAAAUGUGUGUUCGUUGGCAUUUGGCAAAUUAUAGAGAUCUCUGUGAAAGGAUUGUGGAAAGGAGCAAGGAGGAAAGUGAAGGAUACCCCGCCGGUUGAACUGACCAUAGACUCGUCUGUUGGAACUCAUUGUUAUAUCAAAGUUAUGGGCGUCAAAUACCACUACGUGGAAACCGGCCCAAGAACAGGCCAGAAAGUCCUAAUCCUCAAAGAUGCACCCGAUUCCGGCAACUUAUGGGGACCUAACUGGGCGAAUGCGGUAAGAAGACUAGCAGAAACUGAUCACCAUGUGAUGACCCUCGAUUUGAGGGGAACGGGAGGCAGUGAGGGGGGUUCGAGGAGUGAGCUGUCUCCGCCGAGGGCCGUUGAGGAGUUAUCAGCAUUGUUGAAGGCGCUGGGAGUGACGGAGAAUAGACCAGCUGUUGUUAUUGGGUUUGGAGUCGGCGGAAUGCUCGCGUGGUACCUCGUCCACUCACGAGGUCCACUGAUCAGCAAGUUCGCAGUCAUCAAUGCUCCACAUCCGAAUCUUUACUGGCAGUUCCCGCCCGCCGCCUUUUGCCAUCGAGUUUUACAUUUUAUACAGAUGCCAUUGAAUAUUAACCCAUUGUACUUGCUUCAGUGGCCGCACUUCCCGGAGCGCUGGUUCGCGGAGGGAGAGCUGAACGACUGUGAUGGACGCUGGGCCAGCUCGAGGGCUUGUGAUUGGACUGGCGCACUAAAUUAUGUUAGAGGAGCAGCAUGGUGGCAAGUAAGACCAGGUCUCCGCACCUCAGCGCCAGCACUACUGGUAGGCGACAAGGACAGUGCAGGCCAGCUGGUGGCGAGCGCCCAGCAUUGCACCACGUCGACUCUGCGGCUGGUGACGAAGCCUGAGCCGAAUAGCAAGGAGUUAGCUGUGGUGCUGCUGGAUUUUCUUAUAUCCAAAGAAAAGUUAAUAGAAGAAGUGCCAAGAGGACUGAUGGGUCGUAUGUUUGGCGCCGUCGCCGACAGAGGGCGCGAACUCACGGCUAGGUUGGUACUACCGCCAACACAAGCUUGAUAAUGUGAAACUACCCCCAAAAGGGAGUAUGUUUUGUUUAAAUUGUGGAGUUAAUGCAAGUGGAAUUGAUUAUUCGGUGUAAAUAAAAUUUUAAACAAUGAGUGAGAUGUGAAAAGAUGUUCAAUGUGCAAUUUUAACAGUUUAUAAUUUAUCAAAAAUUAAAAAAAAAUCAUGAGGCUGAAUAUUCUGUUAAAAUUGCAUCAAGAUGUCCAGUGUAGAGUGAUCAAGUGUGUUCUACUUUUAAAUGUAUUAUGUAAAGGAUUGCUCAAAUAUUUUUUCAUAAAUAGCAUGCAGAUUCCAGUGCCAUAGACAUAGUUAUAGUAAGACCCAUUUUCACCGACAAGAAAAACGUCUGUCAUUCUUCAAGUUUUUAUUUUAGUGAAAAUUCAUAGUCAGCAGUUGUUUCUUGUCGGAGAACUUGGGCCUAAUAGUAGGUCUAUAAUUUUACUAUAUCUAGAUUAUACAUAGAUAUGUAAAAAUAUCCUUCAUGUAACCGGAUUGGAGUAUAGUUUAAUGAUUGAUAAGUUAGGUGUAAAGUCCAAUAAUCAAUUAAUUCCUUAGUGAUUAGACAAUUUCUAUAUCUAGUAGUAUCUGUUGUUUUAGCUUUAAUAGGAUGUUCUUUGUGUAAAUAUUUAUUUUUUAAGCAUGUUUUAUAGUCGCGACAUUUUACUUGAUUAUGCCUUAAUUUUAAAAUUACUUUAUACAAGGUAAGGAUCAGUAGGUAUCAAAAAUUUUGUAUGGAUAUAAAUUAAUGCUGGUCCGUUUUUUGCGUUUUUAUAUUUAUGACUUGUUGCAUAAAUAUUUAAAAUGUAUUUCAUAAUUUACCCAUUAACUCAAUAUGAUUGGCUGUAUGUUUAGAUAAUUAAUUUUGUCUGAAGCAUGUUUUAGCUACCAAAGACAUUCUCAAUGCAAGUGUGUUGUUUUCUAUGAAUGAUUAUUUUAUUAUUAAUGUAAUAUCAAGAUUUUAUUUAAAAUGGAAUUAUAAUAAUUUUCAGAUUUUUUUAAA
Molecule: messenger RNA, 2261 nt
Organism: Helicoverpa armigera (cotton bollworm)
Lineage: Eukaryota; Metazoa; Arthropoda; Insecta; Lepidoptera; Noctuidae
Product: epoxide hydrolase 4
Exons: 6
Coding region: 152-1255 (367 amino acids)
Molecular function (GO): hydrolase activity
Source: RefSeq, a predicted model, not a curated record